AUGAGUUGCCUUUAUGGUAAAGCGUGGAACGAUGCCUUGCUGGUAUCUUUUGGUUCCUUCUUCCUUUGCCGGCUCGCGAACACAAACGCCGCGUGUGGGCACGCCGAAUUCAGCAAUCAAGUCAUGAUUGCUCCAUCUGCAUUGACACUCUUGACAUAUCUUGCGAGACCGCGUGCUCUCACGUUUUCUGCCAAGUACGGUGUUGGCGGAUACCCGGAAUGUCGUGAUCAAGUUCGCGAGUGCUCAGGAGUGCAGCACGUGUACUGUGAAGUCAAGGCUGUCGAAUGUCUCGAAUUGCCGUGCUUUGCGCUUGAUAAGAUAUUUUCCAGAAAGUGUUCACAGCUUGUAUCAACGCUUUCUUCUGGCGGUGUUGCUUGCGGGAACGGACAUGGACUCCGUGGCUGA
Pseudocercospora fijiensis CIRAD86 is the source of this 405-nucleotide messenger RNA. RefSeq lists its product as uncharacterized. NCBI's taxonomy places the organism in Eukaryota, Fungi, Ascomycota, Dothideomycetes, Mycosphaerellales, Mycosphaerellaceae. The record is from RefSeq and is a predicted model, not a curated record. The transcript is spliced from 7 exons. The coding region runs from base 1 to 405 and encodes 134 amino acids.